This is a messenger RNA of Sesamum indicum (sesame), 1123 nucleotides long. Its product is annotated as nifU-like protein 2, chloroplastic. Gene Ontology annotation, cellular component: chloroplast stroma; mitochondrion. Gene Ontology annotation, molecular function: iron-sulfur cluster binding; iron ion binding. The record is from RefSeq and is a predicted model, not a curated record. NCBI's taxonomy places the organism in Eukaryota, Viridiplantae, Streptophyta, Magnoliopsida, Lamiales, Pedaliaceae. Gene Ontology annotation, biological process: iron-sulfur cluster assembly.
AAUUAAGAGGAAGUAGAGUCGGAACAAAGACAAGUUCCCCACAACAGCACAGGUGAGAGAGGAAGAGAAUUAUUCCACCGCACCAAAUAUUGAUUUCUUGCGACUUUCACAGCCUAUCGGCACGGUGAUGCGGGCGGCCAUGGCGGUGAUGUCUCCGCCGUAUGCUUACAGUUACAGCCUACACCAAACCCUAGACCCCUCUUGCUCUCCUUCGCCUUCCUCCGCCCCGAUGUUCCGCUGCCCUUCUUCUCCCAAGGUUUCGAGCUUCUUUGGCUCUCGAAUUUCGCUUUCCAGGGGGCUCAAUCAGGUGUGGCGAGCCUCUUCGGAUCGUCAGCGGUAUGGUUUGGGCUCUGUUUCUCGGCGGCCAGGGAUAAAGGCGGUUGCCACACCUGAGUCAGCUCUGGAGUUGCCACUAACAGCGGAAAAUGUUGAGAGCGUGUUGGAUGAAAUUCGACCUUAUCUCAUAGCAGAUGGGGGUAAUGUUGCAUUACAUGAAAUUGAUGGCAAUGUCGUGAAACUGAAAUUACAAGGAGCAUGUGGCUCCUGUCCUAGUGCUGUAAUGACAAUGAAAAUGGGCAUUGAGCGUCGUCUAAUGGAAAAGAUCCCUGAAGUUGUCGCAGUUGAAUCAAUACCAGAUGAAGAAACAGGCCUUGAGCUAAAUGAAGAAAACAUAGAGAAGGUGCUCGAAGAAAUUAGACCUUACCUUGUUGGAGCGGCUGGUGGGGAUUUAGAGCUAGUAGAAAUUGAGGAGCCAAUAGUUAAAGUAAGAAUAACUGGCCCUGCAGCGGGUGUGAUGACUGUCCGAGUUGCUGUCACCCAGAAACUUCGAGAAAAGAUUCCAGCCAUUGCAGCAGUUCAACUUUUGUCUUAAAUAUUAACGAUCCUUCUACACCAAGUAUGUCCUGUUUGCCCGAAAACCUUGUGCAGUGAUUGAAAUUUAAACCUUUUUACCACAUUAAUGAGACUGGGUUCUGUAAAAUAUAGAAGCAGCAAUGUGGUGGAGAGGCGCAUGCACCAUACUCAUGUUUGAUUUAUCUACUUCUAUAUAACCUGCUGCUAUGUACAUAUAUAUUGGCCCAGUGGUUGGAUAAGAAAUUUCUGCUCAGAUAUCCUAUUUCUUCAA